Molecule: messenger RNA, 384 nt
Organism: Thermochaetoides thermophila DSM 1495
Lineage: Eukaryota; Fungi; Ascomycota; Sordariomycetes; Sordariales; Chaetomiaceae
Exons: 4
Coding region: 1-384 (127 amino acids)
Biological process (GO): maturation of SSU-rRNA; ribosome biogenesis; mRNA splicing, via spliceosome
Cellular component (GO): box C/D methylation guide snoRNP complex; U4/U6 x U5 tri-snRNP complex; small-subunit processome
Molecular function (GO): RNA binding
Source: RefSeq, a predicted model, not a curated record
AUGUCGAACAACGAGUCUGCCGCUUGGCCCAAGGCCGAGGACCCUGCGCUGGUCCAGGAACUGCUUGAUUGCGUUCAGCAGGCUAGCCACUACCGCCAACUGAAGAAGGGCGCUAACGAGACGACCAAGUCCGUCAACCGUGGCACCAGCGAGCUCGUUAUUCUCGCUGCUGAUACCCAGCCACUGAGCAUUGUUCUUCACAUCCCGCUCAUCUGCGAGGAGAAGAACGUGCCCUAUGUCUAUGUCCCCAGCAAGGUUGCUUUGGGCCGCGCUUGCGGUGUCUCUCGUGCCGUUAUUGCCGUCUCGCUGACAUCGAAUGAAGCGUCGGAUCUCAACUCCAAGAUCCGCGCCCUGCGUGACAAGGUCGAGCGCCUUGCUAUGUAA